AUGUUCGCUGCGGAGCUGUCGUACACAUCGCAGGAAGCAACGCAUGUCUGUGACCAUGUUCUGCAUUUGGAUGCAUCGCACGGUGAGCAAUCCGUGAUAGGGUGCGGCGCUUCCGCGCUCUUCGCCCAUCUUGCCAAGCUGUAUCCAGAUGUGGAGGUGCAGCAUGUCCGCUUGUGGGAGGAGGCCACCCGGAAGGAGAUGGAGUACAACUUAGAGCAUGUCAAUGCCAAAAUGGCAAUGCUGGCAGGACGCGGAUCUGAGGAGACCACGCAGCAGUUUGCCGGCAUUGAGGUGCUUGCGAAACAGCUUGCAACCGCCAGAGGUCUGGUGGUGUCGGCUCCCAUGUGGAACUUCGCGGCGCCGUAUGUCGUGAAGCAGUACUUCGACUGCGUGCUUCAUCCAGGAUUGACGUUCAAGGAAGUCGGUGCUGGUCCCUCUGGACUUCUGGGUGGCGGACGUCCAGUGGUUUUGCUGACUUCGUCAGGCGGUGCUGCCGCGAAAGACUACCUUACUCCAUGGAUAUUGGACGUUGCAGCCAUGGCUGGCUUUGACAGACCCAAAGUGGUGUCAGCCACCGGUCUCGUGAGCAGAGACCGCACGACGGCCAUCGAGGUUUUCCGCAACCAAGCAGAAGCUGCGACGGAGCACCUGGCUCUCGAACAGGGAACAGACAGGCCAACCAAGUCGCUGGACGAAGAAAUUUCCACCUCGUGUGGGUACGAGGAGCUUCGAAGCUGGUUGGAGAGCACUGGCGGCUUGAGUUCCGACUGCUUGGACUCUUUGGAGGCUGCACGCGUCAACGGCGAGCUGUUUCUAUCUGCCUCUGACCACGACUGGCGUGACGAAGAGCUGGGUCUCGAAGAGGCCGACAUCGCUCGCCUGCAGGAGCUGCAGAAGAAGUUCCGUGAAGUCGCGGGAGAUGCAGAAGACUGA
Symbiodinium necroappetens is the source of this 933-nucleotide messenger RNA. Lineage: Eukaryota; Dinophyceae; Suessiales; Symbiodiniaceae. The record is from the annotation of a GenBank genome assembly.